Molecule: messenger RNA, 1569 nt
Organism: Chanos chanos (milkfish)
Lineage: Eukaryota; Metazoa; Chordata; Actinopteri; Gonorynchiformes; Chanidae
Product: CMRF35-like molecule 8
Exons: 8
Coding region: 36-1043 (335 amino acids)
Cellular component (GO): plasma membrane
Molecular function (GO): transmembrane signaling receptor activity
Source: RefSeq, a predicted model, not a curated record
AGGGACAGUUGUGGAUUGUGGUUUAAUCUUAAAUUAUGGCUUCUGUCUUUCUAUAUGGUCUUGUCCUUUUUUUCAAACUGCAAGGUACCUUAUGUAUAGUGAGUGCAGUUGGAGAGCUGGUCGUGUUGGAGGGCCAGUCAGUCAGCAUCCCCUGUCACUACAACUCUCAGUACAUCCACCACGUGAAAUACUGGUGUCAGGGGAAGCUGAUCAACUUCUGCACGACCCUGGCACGGACUGACGACCCGAAUGUGAUUUCAUCUGGAAAUGGGCGAGUGUCCAUCAUUGACGACCCGGCUCAGCAUGUGUUCACUGUGACCAUGCGGGAGCUGAAGGAGGCGGACUCAGGCUGGUACUGGUGUGGAGUGGAGGUGGGGAACAUGUGGACCGCUGAUGUCACUGAAUCCCUUCACAUCAAAGUUAUUCAUGGUAUGUCAGUGCUGCAUAGCAGGGUGAGUGGUGAGGAGGGGAGCAGUGUUGAUAUUCAGUGUCUCUACAGUGAAAAGCACAGGGAGAGCCCGAAGAAAUGGUGCAGGAAUGGAGACCUCAGCUCGUGUGUGGUCACAGACUCUAGUGGGACCUACAUUAGCAGAUCAGUGAUCAUUACAGACAAUAAGAGCGGUGCCUUUACUGUGACCAUGAAGGGGUUGGAGAGAAAGGACACAGGCUGGUAUUGGUGUGCAGCAGGACAGCAACAAGUCUCUAUUCAUGUGUCAGUCACUUUACGACCUACUACAGCUGCUCCAACUCAAGACAUUAAGUUAACAACUGCACACCCACCUACGGCAAUGGAAUCACACAGUCAUCACGUUUGGACGUCUCCCCUGCUGUUCUGUGGAGCUGCGUUGCUUGUGGUGACUGUGAUCCUGAUAGCUUUUAAAGUCUGGGAAAAGUACAGAAAAAGACACAAGCAAAGAUGUACAGAGGAACCAAACACAAGUCUCAUGGUCUGUCAAGUCUAUCCAGUGAGGGAUAGAGGCUGGAAAAACACCACCUCUCUUGUAUUCCUCAACUCCUCAAACCAGCAGGAGCAGAUGUCAUAAGGGAGGAAAUCUUUGUAUUUAACAUAUCAGUGUAAGCACUGCCUGCAACAAUAGCCAUGCUUGUUUAUCCAAAUGAAUUUGAGUUUAAAGUCAUACUAUGUAUAAUGCAAAAAUCACUGUUCAUCAGGCCGCUCACUCUUUAUGUACGAUACAGUGUUAGUAAUGGAUGUCAUGUCUACUACUGAGUUAAAUGUUCUCACUCAUUAUUUACAUAUUCUUUGUGUUUCACUCAUGUUACUUUUAUUUAAAUUCCAAUGCACAAGUUCUCAGUUUAAGUCCAUCACAACAAUAUCAGUGUAAAUGUUGCUCAGAGUCAUGCCCUGUCAUUGUUUUAUGUUCCAUUUGAAGGCCUUUGACCUUUAGGGUCCAAAUGCUAAAUUUAUACAGCAGUGAGGGCAAAUGUGAGAGGUUGUUGAUGCACCACAACCCUGCGGUUGUUUAACAGGAUGUUGGCUUAGACAACACCAGGCCGUUAAAUAUUGUAUGCUUCCUUGAACAAGUGAACAAUAAAAUGUCCAACAAACUA